Messenger RNA from Diospyros lotus (date-plum), 2063 nucleotides. RefSeq names its product polyamine oxidase 1-like. Gene Ontology annotation, biological process: polyamine catabolic process. Bases 187 to 1686 code for a protein of 499 amino acids. Gene Ontology annotation, molecular function: polyamine oxidase activity. The transcript has 10 exons. The record is from RefSeq and is a predicted model, not a curated record. Lineage: Eukaryota; Viridiplantae; Streptophyta; Magnoliopsida; Ericales; Ebenaceae.
AUGUGAGAUGAUGGUGAUGAUGGGGGAGGGAGAGGGAGAGGGAGAGGGAGGGGGUGUUGAUGAUGAUUAGGAAAUAAUCUGAGAGGGAAACUAUAAAAACUGACUGCCGCGGUUCCUGCCACCCAACCCAACCCAUCGCCAUCCAAUCCCAACCAUUUCGCUCCUCUUCCUUCGCUCUUUCUUUUCAUGGAAUCCCCAGCUCGCUGCAGCUCGGUCAUCAUCGUCGGGGCUGGUAUUUCCGGUUUGUCAGCGGCUAAGGUGCUGGCGGAGCACGGCGUCGACGACGUCGUCAUCCUGGAGGCGUCGGACCGGAUCGGAGGCAGGAUCCGGAAGGCUGAAUUCGGGGGUGUGUCGGUGGAGCUCGGCGCAGGCUGGAUCGCGGGCGUCGGCGGCCGUGAGCCCAACCCCGUUUGGGAACUCGCCCGGAAAUCCGACCUCCGGACCUGCUUCUCCGAUUACAGCAAUGCGCGCUACAACAUUUACGACCACAGUGGGAAGAUUUUUCCGAGCGGACUCGCCGCUGACUCGUACAGGAAGGCGGUGGACUCGGCCAUACAGAGGCUCCGGACUCAGGAGGCCAACCUCGACGCCGAUUCCUCUAAACCUUCCGAACCGCUAUCGGUUCCGAAAACGCCAAUAGAACUGGCCAUCGAUUUCAUCCUGCACGACUUCGAAAUGGCAGAGGUUGAACCCAUAUCGACUUAUGUGGACUUUGGGGAGAGAGAGUUCUUGGUUGCGGAUAAGCGAGGAUACGAGCAUUUACUGUACAAGAUGGCAGAAACUUUUCUGUUAACCUCCGAGGGUAAAAUCGUGGACAAUCGCCUGAAGCUUAACAAGGUAGUUCGAGAAUUACGGCACUCAAGGAGUGGUGUUAGGUUGGUGACGGAGGAUGGAUCUGCUUACGAAGCUAAUUACGCGAUUUUGUCUGUUAGCAUCGGCGUCCUGCAAAGCAACCUUAUCUCCGUCACCCCACCCUUCCCCAAUUGGAAACUGGAGGCCAUUGAGAAAUGUGAUGUGAUGGUGUACACAAAGAUCUUCUUAAGAUUUCCAUACAAGUUCUGGCCUUGUGGAGCCGAAAAAGAGUUCUUUAUAUAUGCCCACGAGCGAAGAGGCUACUACACAUUCUGGCAGCACAUGGAGAAUGCAUUUCCCGGGUCCAAUAUUCUUGUGGUGACACUGACAAAUGGAGAAUCUAAACGCGUUGAGGCUCAGUCAGACCAAGAAACUCUUAAAGAAGCCAUGGAGGUGCUAAGAAACAUGUUUGGGCCCCACAUACCCGAUGCCAGUGAUAUUCUCGUGCCUCGCUGGUGGAACAACCGCUUCCAGCGGGGCAGCUACAGCAACUACCCCAUCUAUUUCAAUCAACAAAUCAUUAAUAACAUCAAGGCACCGGUUGGACGGAUUUUCUUUACCGGAGAACACACAAGCGAGAGAUUUAAUGGUUAUGUUCAUGGGGGUUACCUUGCAGGUAUAGACACUGGCAAGGCCUUGUUAGAAGAAAUAAGGAGUGAAGGAAGAAAGAAUGAAAAUCCAACUUUGCUGCUAGAACCCUUCUUAGCGAUAACCGGGUCACUAACAUCCGCGCAGGCAGCCGCAGAAGCAGUAUCAAGCCUCCACAAAUGUGAGAUUCCCAGGCAACUCUUCCUCAGCAGCAACAAUCAUGGACUUCCAGAGGCCAUCUUGUGACUAGAGGAAUCGCUCCAUGAACCGUGCUUCGACCACCGCCCAUUCGACAAAGAGUUCCCAAAGGGUGUGAAUGGGAGUUCUGCUGGGGAGGGAGGCUGUGAAUUCACGCCAUAGACAAGGCCAACAAAAUUGACACGAGAAAAAGAAGAAGAAAAACAGCAAAGAAUGGAUAUGGAAGAAAAAGACGAAGAAGAAGAAGAAGAAGAACUGCAAAGGGGCAUAGGCUGUAGGAAACAAAUGCUUAUUCUGUUGUGUUGGGGAAUGCAUUGGAUUUUCAAGAGGUUGGCAAUGGAGGGAGGGAAUGUAUUGGAUUUAAAUUGUAUUGCUGACUUGAUCAAAUACAAAUGAAUUUACUGUCUUCUUUGACGUCAUUGAAC